Daldinia caldariorum is the source of this 2211-nucleotide messenger RNA. RefSeq names its product MFS general substrate transporter. NCBI's taxonomy places the organism in Eukaryota, Fungi, Ascomycota, Sordariomycetes, Xylariales, Hypoxylaceae. The coding region runs from base 1 to 1638 and encodes 545 amino acids. Gene Ontology annotation, cellular component: membrane. The transcript has 4 exons. The record is from RefSeq and is a predicted model, not a curated record. Gene Ontology annotation, biological process: transmembrane transport. Gene Ontology annotation, molecular function: transmembrane transporter activity.
AUGGUGGACGACCGGCCGAUCCAAGCUUCGGCGACAACGGAUGCUACCGACGCCAUAACGCCAGCGGCACAGUCGGCUGCGCGCGCUCCGGUUGUCAGCUCGAAAGCAGACAGAGCAGCUCAGUUUAUCGCCGAGCAUGGCGAGGUCACUUUCACGUACGAGGAGGAGCGCAAAGUCCUACGCCGUAUUGACUUGCGGAUCCUCCCCUUGAUCCUCGGCGCCUACUUCUUCCAGCAGCUGGACAAGUCCUCGCUCUCGUACGUUUCGAUCUUCGGCAUCAUGGAAGACGCCCAUCUGAAGUCCAUCGAGUAUUCCUGGCUUGGGUCCGUCCUGUACCUCGCGCAGCUCAUCUUCCAACCCCUUGCGGCUUUUCUGCUGGUGAAGCUUCCCACUGGAAAGGUUGUCGGUACGGCGGUUGUCUGUUGGGGCGCAUGUGCGGCGAUUAUGGCGGCAUGCACCAAUUUCGGCUCGCUCCUCGCCAUGCGUUUCCUCCUCGGCUCGUUCGAAGCUAUGAUCGCUCCGUCGUGCUUAGCCGUCACGCAGAUGUGGUGGAGGCGAUCCGAGCAGACGCUCCGAGCUUCGUACUGGAACGCGAUGAACGGCGUCACGUUCAUCGUUGGCAGUUUGGUAACGUAUGGUCUCGGCCAUGUCGUCAGCACCAAGAUCUAUCGCUACCAAAGUAUUUUUAUCUUCUGUGGUGUUCUCACCGUCCUUUUUGGAAUCUCCUUCCUUGUGUUCAUGCCGGACUCGCCUAUGGAGGCCAAGUACCUGAGUGAGCGCGAGCGUAGUAUUGCUGUUGAGCGGCUGCGCGCUAAUCAGAUGGGCGUCGCGAGUCGGCAGUGGAAGUGGGAUCAUGUUAUCGAGACGUUCACAGACUUGAAGACUCUAUUGUGGUUCAUUCUCAUCGUCGCCAUCUCAAUUGCCAGUGGUGGAAUUAGUACCUUUGGAAAUCUUAUCCUCAAGGACUUCGGCUUUACUAACUUCGACGCGAUCCUCUUUAGCAUGCCGACGGGAGCUAUUCAAGUUGCUAUCAUCAUCGGAUCGGCCUGGGUUGCUACCAGGAUUAGUCGCAAGGGGGUUGUGAUCACGGGGAUUAGUUGUCUCCCGACGAUUGGAUCAAUCCUCAUGUUGACGGUGCCCCGAAACGGGAAGAACAAAGGAGUUCUCCUGCUGGGCUAUUAUCUCGUCCAGUGCUUAGGGGCCAUUACCCCUAUGGUCUAUGCCUGGUCGGCUCAGAAUACAGGGGGAGACACCAAAAAGAAGACUAGUUCGGCAAUGAUGUUCAUGGGAAUGUGCACAGGGAAUGUUAUUGGACCCCUUUUGUACAACACAAAGGAUGCCCCCUUGUACCGCCCCGGUCUUAUCGCCAACCUGGUCAUGUUUGUCACAGUUGGCGUUCUUGGAUUGCUCAUUCCAAUGUACCUCAUGCUACUGAAUAGGCGGCACACUAAGAGGAGAGAAGAGCUGGGGAAACAAAGCAAUAUCAUCGACGAAUCUAUGGUGCGAAGGAAGGAUAUGCAAGGGAGCAAAACUCUCGAAAUUGAGCAGAACGAGCAGGUAAUUAGGAACAUCGAGGAGGAUAACGGCCUGAAUGAUCUUCCGGAUCUGAAAAAUGAGGACUUCAUUUAUGUGUAUUAAAUCUGCUGGAGAUGACUACAUACCUGAUGGAGAUAUACCUACCUACGUACCUACGCAGUAAUGUUUAGAUCCUUCAUAUGAUUUAGCCUUCUGGAGUGAGUGAAAGGGGAAGAAGAUGGGGUUCGCAAUUGACCCUUUGACAUGUUGCAUUGAAAAUACAAUACAUAACCUUUUGAUGGUGUUCUAUCCACGGUAGUCAAUGAUUAUCGCUUACCAACAAGGCCCCCUUUGUCUAGGAAGGUAUUUAUAAAACCUAUUAACAAUUAUAGUUGAGCGUUAACUCUUAAAGAGAGAACAAAAGGACAACAAGCAACUUUGUAUAGGUAUAAUCCAAUUGUAUCCAAACAUUUCUUUAUAUUAACCCACAAAGAUGCGACUCCUAAAUUCGAGUAUAUCUUAUGCCCAUACCUCGAAGAGGACACGAGAAUACGCCAUAGCCUUUCCCGAAACACAUUCAUUAUAACAUUCGCAGUAUACCAGAUUAGACCGCGUGGCAGGCACCACCUUAUAUAUACUAAGGACUUCUCAUCUCAUUUUAAUAUUAACACAGCUCACUCAAGCUACAAUUCGAAA